CUUAGGCUUUGAGGAAGCCUUAUUUUCUGUGUAGUCACUCUUGGAUACAAUUAAUUAUGAAGCUUGGUUGAAGAAUAACUAAGUAGUGCUGCUAGUCUUUCUGUUUGAAGCCAUAAAAAUGUAGUUACCUAGGAGAAUGAUUAGUAUAUACAUAAAAAACUUCUAAUAUGUUGGGAAAAAAAGAGUUCUAGAAUGGUUAUUUCGGUGUAUGCAAUACUUGUAUGCAAAGUUAUGAAAAACUUGCGAAAAGCGAGGCGAGCGACGAGGUGUUGCUCUGCCUGGGCAACAUGCAGCUGUGUGAAGAAGCGCGUGCCUGAGUGCGCUUUCCGGCGAGGCGAUGAAGUAGCGAAAAGCGAAGCGGCUUUACCAUACAAAGUGCAAGUCAAUGGUCAAAAAACAAAACUAACGAAACAAAAUUCUAAAAUCAAUCCUAAGUAGCUAAAAAACCCUUCUGCCUCACCCCCAGACCUCCGCCUACUGCUCUGCUCUGGUCACCCCCUUUGUCCCUCACAGCUUUCUGCCUCAAUCAUCAUCGCUGCCGCUUCCUCGCUGCCUCGCCGUUGCCUCCUCCCUGAGAGCUGAACUCAGAGUCCGGAGACUGUUCGUUUUAAAAAUGAGCUUGAACGUAAUAUUACGAUUAAGCUUGGAUAUGCCAAUGCAAAGAUAUAUAAAUGUGAAGAUGAACGUUGCCCUAGACCUAUGUGCUACAAGGCAUAUGGAAGUGGAAAAGAAGAUAGUCCUAUGUGCGAUGUGCCUGGUUUUGAGAACUGCAGGAUGAAGUUGCUGAGGCAUGUGUCAUUCGUUGAUUGCCCAGGCCAUGAUAUUCUCAUGGCUACUAUGCUUAAUGGAGCGGCAAUUAUGGAUGGAGCUUUACUUCUAAUUGCUGCCAAUGAGAGCUGUCCUCAACCUCAGACUUCGGAACACUUAGCUGCUGUUGAAAUUAUGCGCCUCCAACAUAUAAUCAUUCUUCAGAACAAGGUUGAUCUAGUGCAGGAAAAUAUUGCCAUCAACCAGCAUGAGGCCAUUCAGAAAUUCAUCCAGGGCACAGUUGCUGAUGGUGCACCAGUGGUACCUAUUUCUGCUCAAUUAAAGUAUAACAUUGAUGUUGUGUGCGAAUAUAUUGUGAAGAAAAUCCCCAUUCCAGAACGGAACUUCACUUCAGCACCAAACAUGAUUGUUAUCCGCUCAUUUGAUGUUAAUAAACCUGGUUUUGAAGUUGAUGAAAUCAGAGGUGGCGUAGCUGGUGGCAGUAUCUUGAAGGGUGUUUUGAAGGUUAACCAAAAAAUUGAGGUUCGUCCUGGUAUUGUUGUCAAGGAUGAGAAUGGAAACAUCAAAUGCACCCCCAUAUACUCUAGGAUAGUUUCAUUGUACGCUGAGCAGAAUGAACUCCAAUUUGCUGUGCCUGGAGGCUUAAUUGGAGUUGGCACAACCAUGGACCCAACACUGACACGUGCUGAUCGAUUGGUGGGACAAGUCCUUGGUGAGGUUGGGUCACUUCCAGAUAUUUUUAGUGAGCUAGAGGUGAAUUUCUUUUUGUUGCGACGCCUUUUGGGUGUCAGAACAAAAGACACAGAAAAACAGGGCAAGGUCACAAAGUUGACAAAGGGAGAAAUUUUAAUGUUGAAUAUAGGAUCUAUGUCUACUGGAGCUCGUGUCGUUGCUGUCAAGAAUGUCUUUGCAAAGCUUCAGUUGACAUCCCCGGUGUGCACCAGCAAAGGCGAGAAAAUUGCUCUCAGUCGGAGAAUUGAGAAGCAUUGGCGACUUAUUGGAUGGGGUCAAAUUCAAGCCGGAAUUACCCUUGAUGUCCCCCCUGCCCCAUUCGAGUGAUGUAAGUCAACAUUUUUUGGAGAACUUGUGAAUCUACAAAAACAUUAAAUUAAAAUAUGGGAGGACAAGAAACUGUUGGAAAAAAGAAUUCAGUAGAGAUAUGAACAUUUUGAAUUUUGAAUACUAAUCACACUAUUAUAGUCUUGUGUUGUUUUAUCCCAAUUAUAUUUUCUUUUUUCUUUUUCUAUUCUAAAUAUUUUCCUUCUUGGAGUGUUCGAAUGUUGUAGUCUUUUGUGGAUGUCAAUGUCUUCAUAUUCAGUUAACAGUGAAGCGAUUUCUGUUUA
This is a messenger RNA of Ipomoea triloba (trilobed morning glory), 2111 nucleotides long. RefSeq names its product eukaryotic translation initiation factor 2 subunit gamma-like. The record is from RefSeq and is a predicted model, not a curated record. Gene Ontology annotation, molecular function: translation initiation factor activity; GTP binding; GTPase activity. The coding region runs from base 700 to 1827 and encodes 375 amino acids. Gene Ontology annotation, biological process: formation of translation preinitiation complex; positive regulation of translational fidelity. NCBI's taxonomy places the organism in Eukaryota, Viridiplantae, Streptophyta, Magnoliopsida, Solanales, Convolvulaceae. The transcript has 7 exons. Gene Ontology annotation, cellular component: eukaryotic translation initiation factor 2 complex; cytosol.